AUGAACCAUGAGUCUGCUUUUCUUAUGACAACAGUGAGCAGUGUGGCAGAGGUCGAUCCGCCCUACACUCAUGCAAUGCUUGCUGGUGGGUUUGGUGGAUCAAUAGGUGAUCUCCUCAUGCAUUCCGUAGACACGGUCAAGACCAGACAGCAAGUCGCUCCUCAUGUCGCAAAGUACGCCACUCUACCGUCAGCUUAUCGGACAAUUUAUCGCCAAGAGGGCCUGCGGGGUCUCUACGGAGGAAUCACGCCUGCUAUCAUGGGAAGCGUCCCUGGAACAGUCAUGUUUUUCGGCACCUAUGAAUACUCAAAACGAAAUCUGAUUGAAGCUGGAAUGCCAGAUACGCUUGCUCAUCUAUCGGCAGGAUUUUUGGGUGAUCUGGUAGCAUCCACCAUAUACGUACCUUCGGAAGUUCUGAAAACGCGCUUGCAAAUGCAAGGUCGAUAUAAUAAUCCGCAUUUUUCGUCCGGUUACAAUUAUCGCGGCACACUCCAUGCUAUUGAAACCAUAUGCAGGCUGGAGGGCCGCGGUGCUCUAUUUCAUGGCUACAAGGCAACAAUUCUUAGAGAUCUGCCUUUUUCGGCGCUGCAGUUUGCAUUCUAUGAACGCUUCAAGAAGGCAGCGCAUGACCACGUCGGCUCCAGAGAUAUCGGGAUGCCGUUAGAAACCCUCACAGGCGCUAUGGCGGGCGGCCUGGCUGGAAUGAUUACGACGCCAUUAGACGUUGUCAAGACACGUAUACAGACUCAGGUUCGAAGUCCUGCACGUGAGAUCGAAUCGCGAAUACCAAGAUCGGGCUCGGCCGCGCCCUCGAGUUCAAAAUCUCAGCACAGCAGGCAUUUCUCCUCGUCUUGCGUGCACAUGAUAUCGACGUCGUCACCUUCGACAACGCCGACUUUACCUUCAUCAGUGAAACUUCACACGUCAUCUGUGGCUGAGGGUUUGAAGAUAAUCUACAAAAGCGAGGGUUUCGCGGGUUUGUUUAGAGGAGUGGCUCCUCGCGUAGCUUGGACGGCUGCGCAGUCGAGUUUCAUGUUUGUUCUUUACGAAAACGGACUAAAGAUGCUAGCAAAAUGGUGGCCAGAUGCCAUAUAG
This is a messenger RNA of Saitoella complicata NRRL Y-17804, 1095 nucleotides long. Its product is annotated as mitochondrial carrier. The record is from RefSeq and is a predicted model, not a curated record. Gene Ontology annotation, molecular function: magnesium ion transmembrane transporter activity. Lineage: Eukaryota; Fungi; Ascomycota; Saitoellomycetes; Saitoellales; Saitoellaceae. Bases 1 to 1095 code for a protein of 364 amino acids. The transcript has 7 exons. Gene Ontology annotation, biological process: magnesium ion export from mitochondrion.